GACUGCGCUAGUGAUUGACCUGCAGCCGCUCGCCCGGAGAGAGGUUAAUGGGAAGCUGGAAACAAAGGCCAUGCGAGGCCUCCUGUUGCUGCCUCUGCCCUCCUCUGCCGGCCCGUAGCGGCGGCGGCGGCUGCCGCCGAUCUGUCUUCCCAGGCGGCGGAGGGCGGAAUUCUGCGGGCGCUUCCUUAAGCGGCGGCGCCACCUUAAAGAGCCUGAUGACUUUUCUCGUUACAUUGUAGCAGCGGAAAGAAUGUCGGCGCGGGCCGUGGCUGACGUCAGAGGGGAGCAACGCAGAGCGGCGGUGUCGGCGGCGGCCAGCAGGCAGCAGCAGCAGCGGCGGCCCCGGCACGGCGGCGGUGGAGGAGGCGGCGGCGAGACCGGCCCCGCCAGCGCGACCCCCGCCAGCACGACCCCUGCCACCACCGCGGCAAUGGCGACCGUCGGGGAGCGCAGGUCCCUGCCUAGCCCGGAGGCGAUGCUGGGGCAGCCCUGGAGCCACUGGGUCGAUGCUGCUAAACUUCACGGGAACGACGGGGCAGCCUUGGAAGAAAGUUUCAAGGAAUAUGGGAAAAACCGCGAAGCAAUGCGACUCUGUAGAGAAGAUAUGCCAAUAUUUGGUCUUUGCCCAGCUCAUGAUGAUUUCUAUUUGGUGAUGUGUAACCACUGUAAUCAGGUCGUAAAACCACAGGCAUUUCAAUCACAUUAUGAAAGACGACACAGCUCCUCCAGCAAGCCACCCUUGACCCCCACUUCCUCUCCAGUAUUCUCCCUUUUUUCAUCUCUGUCUUCAAAAAGCAAAGGUAGCAGUGGAGGGGGGAGCAGUCGCUCAUCCAGUGGCGGAGGUACUGGUGCAUCUUCAUCGUCCAGCUCCAAGUUGUUGAAAUCACCCAAAGACAAGGUGCAAAUCAGUGGAAAUAAUAGGUCAAUGCAUCUGGUACAACAUAGCAAAGUUCCCCAUGACAAAAUCAUGACUGUCAAAGUGGAAAAAAUGCAUCCAAAGAUAGAUGGUGCACUAUUGAAACCUGCUGUUGGUCCAACCUGUUCUACUACUGUGAGCUCCUCAAUAAAACCUGGCCUUAAUUGUCCCUCAAUACCAAAGCCACCCUUGCCUUCCCCUGGACAGAUACUGAAUGGUAAAGGUCUCCUCCCUGUGCCUCCAUAUUUGGAAAAGAAACAAGAUGAGACUACAAACAAUAGGAAAUUUUUACACAAAAGAUUGUCAGAGAGAGAAUUUGAUCCUGAUAUCUACUGUGGCGUCGUUGACAUAGAAACCAAGAAACCCUGUACUAGGUCUUUGACAUGCAAGACACAUUCCCUAACCCAACGGAGAGCCGUACAAGGUCGAAGGAAACGAUUUGAUCUGUUACUAGCUGAGCACAAAAGUAAAACCAGGGAAAAAGAAUUACUCCGCCAUUUGGAUCAUCAUCAGCAGAUGCCCCCUCUCAGGGAACCACAUCCCUCACCUUCGAGAACUUCCCAGGAGCUGCACCAAAAUUCUCAUGGAGUUAAUCCUACAGAAUCAAAGCCUUUAGUACCUAAUAAACCCAAACCUCACACCCCCAGUCUUCCAAGGCCUCCAGGCUGUCCAGCCCAACACAGUGGGAAUGCCCCUAGUGAGUCUCCAUCAGUCCAUGAAUCUCCACACGCUCCCUUACCUACAGCUGAGCCAGCCUCUCGGUUAUCCAGCGAUGAGGGAGAAUGUGAUGAAAAAGAAGAACCUGUUGAAAAACUGGAUUGUCUUUAUUCCGAUCAUCAUCCUCAACCAGCUGCUUUUUGCACAUUUGGUAGUCGACAAAUUAGAAGAGGUUACUACGUGUUUGAUAAGCGGUGGAACCAUAUCCGAUGUGCACUUAAUGUCAUGGUGGAUAAGCAUCUUAACUCUCAGAUGUGGAAGAAAAUUCCUCCAGCGACAAGCAACACUGCAUCCAUACGUACCCCACACCGGACAAGCUCAGCGCCUGUGUCACAGUACAGCGCCAGCACGACAGGUUUUCUCUUACCCCCCACAGCGGUGUCCUCGCCAUUGCUUGUGUCUCCUUCCUGUUUAUCUCUGAGUGGGAAAUCGGUACCAUCCCAUGGGACUACACUCAAUGCCAACCCUGCUAGUUUUGGUGCAGCAGAACCUGCCUGCAGUAUGCAAUCAAGACAAGUGUCUUCAUCCCCUUCAACACCUCCAGUGCUUUCCUCAGUAUCGUCACCUCUGUCCAGCAAACCUCAGAAAUUGAAAUCCAGCAAGUCUUUUAAGCCUAAGGAACCUUCUGCUAGCAGCGCCAACUGUAACAGUACCAGUAGCAACAGCAGUGGCGGCAGCUCAGGAAAGAAGCGUAAAAACAAUUCUGCGCUGCCAGCACCUUCUUCUCAUUCCACAGAGUCCUUUAGGAAAAACUGUGUGGUGAACUCUGGAAACUCUGGGGCUUCUUAUCACUCGUCUGUGAUGUCUUCAACCCACAGUGUUGGCCUCAAUUGUAUGACUAGCAAAGCUAACUCAGUUAGCCUCAAACAUGACCAAUCAGGGAGGGGCCCUCCAACUGGGAGCCCUGCAGAAUCGAUAAAAAGAAUGAGCGUGAUGGUGAACAGCGGCGAUUCCACUCUCUCAUUGGGGCCGUUCAUUCACCAGUCCAGCGAACUGACUGUAAACUCGCACAGCGGGUUUUCACAUUCACACCCUUCCCUAGACAAACUCAUAGGAAAGAAAAGAAAGUGCUCGCCUGGUUCAAGCAGCAUAAACAGCAGCAGCAGCAAAGCAAACAAGGUUGCCAAAUUGCCCCCGGUGAACAACAUCCACACGAAACACACCGGUGCAAUCCCAGGGACGCAAGGACUGAUGAACAAUUCUAUCCUCCAUCAGCCAAAGGCACGUCCCUAACAGUUGACAGUACCACAGUAAGAGAAGAACUGGAUUAUUUUCACAACACGCGGGGGGAAAAAAUCUCCAUCUGGAAAUUCUGGACUCCACGAUGCCUUUUGAGUUCUCCCAGCUUCCCACGGUCCUCAGGUGUGGAAAUCUACUGGACUGUCACUCAGUCAAGGACUUUCCCUGAAGCCAUGUCUGUAGCAGUAAAGCUUGGAAACGGACACUGGAUUGCUGUUCAGCCACAGGAUUGUUCCUAUCAGUGUUACCAGUGGUGUGGACUGCUUGCUACAUCAUCUUGCCACUAUUUGAUCUAGAUUGGUUGGGCAAAAUAAUGUUUGGGAAAGAACGUUACGGUGGACUCGUUCAUUCGUUCGUUGGUUUCCCCGAUAGUGUCAUAUAGGCUUGAUUAACUGCCUACUUUGACACUGUCCAUUGAAAACCCUUCAAGAAGGGGGCACAAUGUGUUAGGCACAAUAAAAAAUAAGCCCUCCAGAAGGGAAUAUGGCUUUAGUGUUUUAUAGCAAUGUUCCUUGAUUGGAAUACAAAAAAAUAGCACAAUUUUGCCCAGCCUUUUGCAAGUAAUUUGGGAUAAGAAGCUGUCAGGAGUACUUUAAAAAAAAAACAACUAUGGCCAUCUCUCAGAAGAAAGCGCAUUUUAAAUGGAGAAAAAUUACAUGGUACAAAAAAUGUAUGGGUAUCGUGCACCAAGCGCAACUGCUCCAAAUCCUUUAUUUCAGUACAGCUUGCAUUGCAUUUUGAUACAAGCCCUGAAAUAUAUGGAGGUUGCACAGUGACAGUGUUUGGAGAAAGGCCGUGCCUGCUUGGUUUUAGGUAAAAUUGCUAAUUACUUUAGGUUAAAAAAGAAGUAAAAAAACCCAGAUGCAAAACUCUCAAAUCCCAAAAUGGUGAAUCACCUCUAAAACUAUUCCCAAAGAAGCUACUUCUUGACCUAUACUGUAUGCCAUAAGCCUUUUGUUGUUUUGGGGGGGGGGGCGGGGGGGAGAAAAUGCCAAUGUAACUUGGUUAUACUUUCCAAACUUUUUUUUUUAAAAAAAGCCCUUAAAACUGAAUCUCAAAUAUUUAGAACCUCUGAAUUUUCAGUGCUGUAUUCUGAAAAACUCUCCAGUAACUUGAUGCCUUCUUCACACAACCAAAUUAGUCCCCACCCCCAAAGGCCACAUUCAGAUUUUAUUGAUGACUGCGUGAGGUGCCAGUUCAGAUUUUGAUCUCAGUGUUAAAACUUCCCCUUGAUGUGUUGAUAUCCAGUAUCGUAAGUGCAGUUGUCUUGUGAACCUAAGGGGAGUUUUAAACCUGCCAUUCUAUCCUACGUGGUCACUUUUUCCUGUGAAAAAAAAUUAAGUAAAAUCCCCACAAGGGCUUUAAACAUUGUUAUUUGUUCUGGUUCUUUGUAAAAGUAGUGAAAUACUACAUAGAAUUUUACACAUUUUAUAAUGUGAAGGGAAGAGAAAGUAUAAACCCCAAAUAAUAGGACAUAAUCCAAGGGCAGCUCUCCUUUGGCAGCUCCAUAAAAAUGGCUAUUCAUUUUAAUGAGGCAUGUGGAAGACUCGAUGUAGACACCAUUUUCCCCUCAUGGUGACAGCAGAUUUCAGCAGUCAUCAAGAGAGGCUAGCUGUCUGAGAGGGCUAUCUUGCUAUGGAUUUUGCUGCACCCUACAGUUCAGCAAGCUCAGCUUCUCAAAAACGGUAGCUGCAAAAUGCAUUGCACAUGGAGACCCCAUCAGACCCCCUAGCUCCAUGUCAUUCGCACCAUUUGACAGCCACAGGGCCAAAAAGUUCAUUCAUUGAGUAAGAACACCUGGUUGUCUCAGUGAGGCUUGCACAGGAGAAGCUCUCAGUGGAAUGUGCCUGUAGACUUCUGCCUUAAAAGGGCAUCAGAUCUUGCUGAGAUGAGACAAUCUGAGCCUAUCAAAUUCAACACCCAGCCAGCCUCUUUCCCUAAAAUGGCGGUGCAUAGCACAUCAGGGAUUCUAAAGCAGCCACUAGCAACAGCUGUGCUUGGGGUUCUUUUUUACCUGUUGAGGUUUUCAAAUCAACAUUGAAUUUGCUACUGCAUUAUUUAAAAACACAGUGAAGCAACAAGACUCUAUGCAGACUACAAAGCCUUUUGUUUAAAAAAAAGAUCAUGUUUUUAAAGGUAAAGGAAAAAUACUUUGGAUUAUAAUUAUGCAAAUAUUUAAAAUGACUGCAUAGUGGGGGGGCUGCAUCAUGGGGGGGGUCUAAAUGACCCUUCCAUUAUAGAGGAUACUAUAAAAAUAUUUAAAACUUCUCAAUUGGCAUAUUUGGGAAAGGGGAGUGGUGGGGAGGGGGUGGGGACAACCAAAGUAACGUAUCUGCUCUGCAGAGAGGAAAGCGACGCUGGCUACAUCGCACGUGUUGGAUAUUUUUUCAAUCACAAGUGCAAUUUGGUUUUGAUAGAAUUGCCUUCAAAGGCUGACAAAUUUUUCGUAAGUUUAAACCUUAGUGGCUUUAAGUACUCAAACGUCCUCUCCAUUUUGUAACAUUUAUGUUGCUCUAAAAGCAUCAAAGCAAGUCCAGGUUUCUUGAAAAGCAUGCCGAUCUUUGUAGAAAAUUCAUCAGUUAACCACUGUGUUUAAGCUGAAAUGGGUUAUGGCAAAGGGCCCGAUUCCACGGUGAACGGCUUGCGAUGGAGACCAUGGUGAAAUGAACGGGAGCUUCAUGCAAGCUCGGCCAUGCUUUUGUGCAAGCCCCACUGUGCUCAGUGGGGCUUGUGCAAGAGGUAUUCCAGAGUGGAAUUGUGUGUCUGUCAGCUACAGCUCAUCCUUUUUCAAACUUACUAUGAAUAGAACCAGAGGACGUCUUAAUUUAUGCCUGCCCUCAACUGUAGACUUGCUUAAUUAUUGUGCAAACAAUAUUCCAUAUGGGGGCUUAGCAUUAAAUGGAAUGAUUGUUUUUGAAGCUUUUAAUGUCUGACAACAUUCUUACUGUAAAUAAUUAAGGAAAUUUCAAUUAAUUUAUCUUGCAAGAUUUGCAGUGGCUGGGUUGUUUCUAGAAAGAUUUUGGUAUUAAUUUAAGAGAUACAAUUUUUUAUAGUCUUUCCAGCUUCUCAUUAUGACUCCUGCAGUUUUCUUAACCUAAAAAAAAUGUUGCAAUGAUGAACAAAGAAUUAUACAAAAAUAAUGAAACCCAUACUUUUGUAACUUUAUUUUGGAAUUUCUUGUGCUAUUAUAAAUAUUGAAGUAUCCCUAUUUCAGAAGACAUAUUUUGUUAAUUGAUUGUACAUAUUUAAAUAUGUAUUUUUGCACAGGUCUUUUUUCUUAUAUCCAGUUUUGGUACAAUUGAAAUCAUCUAGUAUUUAUUAAUUAAAGAGAGGAAAAAAAGCAAAUACUUUUUUUAUAAUUUGAAGUGGUUCACUGCCAAGCCAAUUGCUAACAUGCCUCCUUUGCUGUUUUUAAGGGAUUCUUGUUUUGGGACUUGGGAGGGGGAGAGUUGUGUCCCUUUUUAUUGAUGUCUUGGGAGUUGUUGGAUUCAAAUGGAAGGCUCUGAUGUUGCGAUCCUGUGCCCACAAGGGGCCACCCCCUCUGGGGCAGAGAGGCUGUGUGAGGUUGGGUUGCAUAUCGUGGGCCUUGUCUGGUAUACACAGCAUUGCUUACAGUUGCUUGAAUCCCAGAAGACUACGUUUAGUUGUGACACACUGCUUCUUUUUUUUCUUUUAAACAUUUGUGAGAGUAUGUAUGUAUGUUUGUGUGCACGUGCACUUGCGUGCAUAUUUGUGAGAGUCUUUAUGUGGUUUAAAACUAAUGGAAAAACUGAAAGUGCCUGAUUUAUAUAUCUAGAUUUUAAGCUUGGACUGUUUUUUAGACAGCUUCUCCUUUAAAGACUUGAAUGUUCAGUUUUAAAAAAUUGGAGCUUGCUUUUCCCACCUACAUAUGACUUUAUUAAUGAGGGAGAGAGGAUGCAGGGGAAUGAAGUAAAAUCAGAAGAUCAAACUGAAGAGGUCUCCAGUUCACAAAUAAUGCCAAGGCUUCUAGAAUUAAGUUUUCAACCUGUAAAUCUGAAUAAUUGUUCAUUCUUCUGAUAUCAGCUGGAGUUACCUUUUUAAAAAAGCAGACAUUCUUUUUGUAUUACAGAAAAUAAGUUACCUCUCAAAGCAGUCUUACAGACACAAACUGCUGGCAACCUCUUCUGCGCAGAAAGCCCCGUUGAAAUCAGUGGGAGUCUUGCAAAAGCAUGCCCCCCCAUUCAUUCCAAUGAGGACUGCAUAGGAGAAGUUCUUGGCAGGAUUGGGCUCCUAGUGGAUUUUGACCCAUCAUCUUCCGGUAAGUUGUCUUCCGGCAAGAGUUGUUGUUGCCAAGGAUUUUUUCACUUCUGUUUCCGUCUUCGGGAAGGGGUGGGGAUGCACAGCGGAGGGAACUGGGCUUGAAAUUAUUGUUCUGCUUUCCUUCAGCGGAUAACCAGUUAUUUUAAAUGCUUUGUGCAAAAUAUCCUACUUUUUACAAUUUUUUUUUUGUAAUGAGCACUACAUAUUGUCAAUGAGAAUGUCGGCUGUGGAAGCUUCUUGCUUUUGGACUUGAGCUUGGCUCCAUAGGGAGAAGGGGGGGGAAGCAAUCUCCUGUGUAAAAUGUGUGAAUAGUUUGAUAAUUUGUAUACAUAUUCAAGAGCAUAUGCUCAGAGCUGAACUUUGUGUUGGCUGCUGUAUAGUACAUGAACAAAUGUCAUGGGGUAGAAAAAUUACUUUGGAUAUUUAAAAGAAAAUAAAUAUAUAGUCUAUUU
Molecule: messenger RNA, 7605 nt
Organism: Eublepharis macularius
Lineage: Eukaryota; Metazoa; Chordata; Lepidosauria; Squamata; Eublepharidae
Gene: ATXN7
Product: ataxin 7
Exons: 11
Coding region: 251-2866 (871 amino acids)
Source: RefSeq, a predicted model, not a curated record